Messenger RNA from Linepithema humile (Argentine ant), 3164 nucleotides. RefSeq names its product transmembrane 9 superfamily protein member 2 (gene TM9SF2). The record is from RefSeq and is a predicted model, not a curated record. Gene Ontology annotation, cellular component: membrane. NCBI's taxonomy places the organism in Eukaryota, Metazoa, Arthropoda, Insecta, Hymenoptera, Formicidae. Gene Ontology annotation, biological process: protein localization to membrane.
UUAGUCACCAGACACUCGUCGUCGCGCACUUCAUGACGUGUCAUGGCAGCGGUUGAGAUGUGAUACUCGUUUGCUCGCAACGACGUUUUGUGCACGAAAUACUCACAACGUAUAUGACGUAUAAUGCGAUUACACGCUUUUAUGUAGAAGGAAAUAUUUUACGCAAAAAAACGCGAACGAAAAAACGGACACUUUAAGGUGACGCAGUGACCGUGAUUGCGACGGCGAUGGGAACGGCGACGACUGCGACGGCAGUCUUUUAUACUGUUCUCUGUGUACUGUACGGUGCCUCGGCGUUCUAUUUGCCCGGCCUGGCACCCGUCAAUUACUGCAAAACCGGCGAGACUACGUCAACGUGCAAGUCUGAUGUCAAGUUAUAUGUGAACCGACUAAACACAGAGAAAUAUGUCAUACCAUAUGAAUAUAGUCAUUUUGACUUCUGCACAGUGGAAGAUGGACAAUCUCCAGUUGAGAAUUUGGGACAAGUUGUGUUUGGAGAACGGAUACGUCCGUCUCCAUACAAAUUGGAAUUCUUGAAAGAUGUCAAAUGUGUUGAAGCUUGCACAAAACAAUAUACAGGAGGUGAUGAGAUGGCUGAGAAGAGGUUGCAAUUAUUAAGGAAAGGAAUAGCAGUCAAUUAUCAACAUCACUGGAUUGUUGAUAAUAUGCCGGUAACAUGGUGUUAUCAGCUGGAAGAUGAGCGACAGUAUUGUAGCACUGGCUUCCCCAUGGGUUGUUAUUCCAAGGACUCUAGAUCUCAGCAAGACACUUGUACUAUACAUGGUCCUCCAUAUAACAAACCGAAAACUUAUUACUUAUUCAAUCAUGUGAAUCUCACUAUAACUUACCACAGUGGUGCCACAGAAGAAUGGGGAACAUCUUUUAAAGAAAACGGUGGUCGUAUCAUAUCUGUGAAAGUAGUGCCUCAUAGUAUUAAACAUACCGGUACAGCUCUGAAAGAUUCAGAUUGUGAAAAUCAGACACCAUUAGAAAUACCAGCCAAUGAGCUCGCAUCCGGACAAACGCUCCAAGUGAGGUAUACGUAUUCCGUGAAAUUUGUGAAAAAUAACACAAUCAAAUGGUCAUCAAGAUGGGAUUACAUCUUAGAAUCGAUGCCGCACACGAAUAUUCAAUGGUUUAGUAUUCUUAAUUCGCUGAUUAUUGUUCUGUUUCUCUCUGGCAUGGUGGCCAUGAUAAUGCUUCGCACUCUGCACAAAGACAUCGCGCGAUAUAAUCAGGCCUACUUCCAGAUAGAAUCAGGAGAGGAUGCACAAGAGGAAUUUGGAUGGAAAUUGGUACACGGCGAUGUAUUCCGCCCUCCGCGUAAAGGAAUGUUGCUUUCAGUUUUGCUUGGAUCCGGUGUUCAAGUGUUUUUCAUGGUGUUGGUUACGUUAGCAUUUGCCUGCCUGGGUUUUCUUUCGCCUGCUAAUAGAGGCGCGCUGAUGACUUGUGCGAUGGUGUUGUACGUUUGUCUGGGAACAACUGCGGGAUACGUUGCUGCUCGGAUAUAUAAGAGUUUCGGCGGAGAGAAAUGGAAGUCCAACGUACUACUCACAUCCAUGCUCAGUCCUGGAAUCGUAUUCAGUUUAUUCUUCAUAAUGAACUUAAUAUUCUGGGUGAAUGGAAGCUCAGCCGCAGUACCUUUCAGUACUCUGAUUGCGCUUCUGGCACUGUGGCUUGGAGUGUCUGUACCGUUGACCUUUAUCGGCGCCUAUUUUGGUUUUAAGAAAAGGGCUUUGGAGCAUCCGGUGCGAACGAAUCAGAUACCACGACAAAUACCGGAGCAAAAUUUCUACACGCAGCCAAUACCUGGAGUCAUCAUGGGCGGUGUCUUGCCGUUCGGUUGCAUAUUUAUACAAUUAUUCUUCAUACUUAAUUCCCUUUGGUCAAGCCAAGUGUACUACAUGUUUGGAUUUCUUUUUUUGGUUUUUCUUAUACUCGUCAUCACAUGUUCCGAAACGACGAUUCUACUCUGUUAUUUCCAUCUUUGUGCGGAGGAUUACCACUGGUGGUGGCGCAGUUUUCUCACGUCAGGCUUUACUGCUGCCUACUUGUUAAUUUAUUGUAUACACUUCUUCAUAACUAAAUUAGACAUUGAAGGCGCCACUUCUACGUUCCUAUAUUUCGGAUAUACGUUUAUCAUGGUUUACUUAUUCUUCCUUCUGACAGGUUCCAUUGGUUUCUUCGCCUGUUUUUGGUUUGUGCGUAAGAUUUAUAGUGUUGUGAAGGUUGAUUAAAUAAAACUGGUGACGAGAACAAUGAGCCUGUACAAUGAGUGUGGUGUAAUGAAUGAAACUGAUCGCAACAAGAAUGAGCGAUAGUCGAUGUUAUGUGAACCCGCGUUAAAAACAAAAAGCAAAGAGGGAACAAUAAUGAUGUGUAAACGACUCUUCGCAUUAUUAUUGUCAUAAUAUAUUACCAUGUAUAACAUGGUUGCGCGAAUAUUGUCAUAUAAUAAUAAUAAAAAAUUGUAGUCAUUUAUUUAACGCGAAAAGUUCACAACUUUCAGAGGGCAAUAUCGGGUAUCGUUGUCGACUAUCAGACAUUCUUCAGAAGUAUUUUCGAAUAAGCGUCUAACAUAUAUCAUGAAUGUUGAUGAUGUAUGUUUUAGAUAUCCGUGAAAAGUAAUGUCUAAGCAUUUUGUUUUAUUUUAUGAAUUCCGAAAUGCUUGGCCUACGUCGAAAGGAUAUUUAUGCGGCAUACAGCCACAACACGUCUAGGAUUUUGAUUAAAUCUUUGAUGUGUAAUGUGAAAUUCGAUUCUGGGCCAUACUACUCACUGUUCAUUUCUACAUUUACCAUGAUACCAGGAUAUCAAGAGAGAAUUUCUUUAUAAUAAAAGGUAACAAAAUAUUAAUCACGAUGGUAUAGAAGUACAAUCGUAAGUAUUAAUGACAUGUCCGGUGCGUCCGUAUUCAUAAGGAUUACGAAUCAUUGUUUCUUUUUUUUUAUUACAUAAAUGAAUUAUUUAAAAAAGAUAGGUUUUAAAUAUUAUAGAAAAAUUUGAUCGUUGAAUGUAGACGCAUCGUAUAUCCAUUAAUGCACCGCGUAAUUCGAAUCUAAUUACGGAAUGCGCAUUAUAUCAUAUUUUUCAAAUUAUCAAGCUAUAAACAGCUGAAUCACACUACACAAAUAAUAAAAAUGUACAAAUUGAGAACUAACUUA